Messenger RNA from Triticum urartu, 2098 nucleotides. RefSeq lists its product as uncharacterized. Lineage: Eukaryota; Viridiplantae; Streptophyta; Magnoliopsida; Poales; Poaceae. The record is from RefSeq and is a predicted model, not a curated record.
GAACCAGUUGCAACUUCAGAGACACCGGACACCGGAGAGAGACAGGGGUGAAGGGGGAGGAUGCUGGUUCGCAGGGCUCGCAGGCGGCGAUGGAGAGGGGCGACCAGCAGAGCGCAACAAACCAAGGCUGGCUGCUGAGCCGCUCCUCCAUGCCCCAGUGAAGCAGGAGAUCGUCGUGCAUCAACUGGCCGGAGACGCCACUGAAGAUCUCCAGGACGCCGCCGAGCUGAGCGCUGACGGAAUGGCCGUGGACGCGCGCCGACCCGUACGUCUCCCGGACUAGCGCGGGGACGUCGCCUGCCCCGCUCGGGUGGUACACGGCCAAGGCCGCCCCGGAAGUCACGAGCCAUCGCGUAAGAUUGCUGCAGCCGAGUUCGACUUCAGUUCCAAUUCAGCCGGCGACAGCUGUUAAUCCGCGUCCGGCAAGAAUUGGGAGCUCUCCGGUAAAUAAAAGGGGGGCGGCCGCGGUGGGAGCAGCGGCUCCAACUCGAUUCGUUCGCCUCCCUCCCCGAUCCCUAAAUCCAAGACACAGCAUCGAUGGCGGCGAAGGUGCUCCAGCUCCGUAGCUCCGACGGCAAGGUGCUCGUCGCUCCGGCGUGGGACUAUCGCCCGGCCGCCGCCCAAGACCGUCCGCUGGAGACGCGGGUGCCCUCGCGCGUCCUCGCGAGGGUGCUCCAGUACUGGACCAAGCACAACCUUGCCAAGGCCACCGGUGAGUCCCGGGAGUCCCUCGCCCGCUGGGACGCCGACUUCCAGCGCCGUCUCGAGGAAGACGGCCUCGCCAAGGAGGCCGCCGCAGCCGCCCAAGAACUCCGCCGCUACGGCGUCGACCAUGGAGGGCGUCCCCAUCGCCACGCCGCCACGGCCGCAUCUGAUGUCGCUGCUCCUGCCAAGGCGGCCCGUGCUGAUCCCGUCCGUGUCUGGUGUGUCAACCACGGAGAACGCAUCCAUGCGCCGGCGAUGCCCGGCUCCUUCGAGGCCUCUGAUAUUGCCUCCGCCGCGCGCCCUGGGCCUGCCACCACCUUGCCGGCCGCUGCUGGUGCUGACUCCGUCGACGUCCGGUGCGCCAUCCGUGCCCGUGGACGCCAGAUGGCUGAAGACGAGGAGUCCGCUUGCCACCACCGCAAGCGCCCGGAUUCCAAGCCUCCCUCUUCGGUCUGCCUGCCUGCCACUGCUGCUGCGCCUGUGAAGAAGGUCUCUCGUCAGGUCGCUUCCAAGGCUUGCUCUUUCGUCGGCUCUACACCACUGCCUGCCCCUGCCACUGCUGUGAAGAAGAUGACUCCAGCAGCUCCAACUCUGCGUGCAAGAAGGGGGAUGGGGGAGCUCAGCUGCAAGGUUCCCAAGCAAAACCGUGUCACCGCUGCAGCACCAAAGAAGCAACCAAUUCCUUGGGUGCGGCCAGUGGUAUUACGCCCUUGCUAGUCUUUUACCUUCGUAAACCAUGCACACAUGAGUUUCAUUUAAUCUUUGCAUCUCUAGGUUCUGCGCUUAACCACCAAGAUGUCUAGUGUUCUCUGAAUCCCUUUCAAUCAUUAGUAAUUUUACAGGAGUGUCAGCAGAGUCUCCAUCUAGCUAGGCAGCAAAAACCUUGUUAAGAUGUGUACGGCAUAGUUACACUACAUCCACACCUGGUCCUAAGUUAAGGGUUUAAGUAAAUAAAGGGCAUUCUCAAUAAAUCAAAGUAAAGCAGAUGAGCCAAAAAAUUGGAACUCAUGUACUGCAAUUCCGGCACGAAACAGAGCGUAAAACGCACUCGCCGCAAAAUCCAAAACGCCCAUUUGCUACCCGGCUUGUAGCAGGAAAAAGGAGUAGAAUUGAACUUGUCGAUACACACGUAAUCAUGUGAGCUGCCUAGCGUUUGGAGACUAUGCUGACUCUCCUGUAAAAUUAAUCUUGGCUGAAUUGGAUUCUUAGGCAUUGGCAUCUUAGUGAGUUAAAGUAGCAGUUUCCGAAGAGUAACAUUGGUUAGUGAACUCUUGUGUGUCUGUGUGGGUGAAGCUUCGAGCUAAGCAAGUCCUUGAUGUACCGACUAUCAAGUCAUACUGUAAUCAAUUUUGGAUAUGAAUGAGAAAAUUGUUGGCCUGAAUUUUGCAGAGCA